Messenger RNA from Hyposmocoma kahamanoa, 644 nucleotides. Its product is annotated as calcium and integrin-binding protein 1-like. The transcript is spliced from 5 exons. Lineage: Eukaryota; Metazoa; Arthropoda; Insecta; Lepidoptera; Cosmopterigidae. Gene Ontology annotation, molecular function: calcium ion binding. The coding region runs from base 132 to 614 and encodes 160 amino acids. The record is from RefSeq and is a predicted model, not a curated record.
GUUAACUGCUUAUCGGUGUUCUACAGGAUAUAUCACGGAGAGUGUGUGAAAGAAUUGUACGAUGUAAUUCCGACUUUCCCUUUCCAUCACCGGGGGACUAGAUAUAGGCUCGUGUUCCACCUUUAUGUUUAAUGAAGAAAUUCUACUCCAUCUCUCCCGAGAAACUAAAGGCGAACUACAAUCACAGAUUUAGUAAAGAAGAAAUAUUACAAAAAUUUGAUGUUUUGAGGAAUAAUCCUUUCCAAGACCGCUUCUUCAAAGUUUUCUCAUCAAAGAAAGAUGGACACUUCUCAUUUGAAGAUAUAUUGGACCUAGCCUCGGCCAUGAGCCCCGAUUGUUCUCUGGAAGCCAAAGCGGAGUGGGCUUUCAAGUUAUAUGAUUUAGAUGAAGACAAUCAAAUCUCGGAGAGGGACAUCACUGAAAUUAUAGACCGGAUAACGUGUGACCCGAACUGCUAUAACAGAUAUCUCGACAAUGAAUUGAAGAAGAAAAUUGCCAAUAUUAUUUUAGAAGAGCUCAAGCUUGACAGUACUGGGAGUAUCGGAUUAAUUGAAUUCAAGAUUAUGAUGUCCAGAAUACCGGAGUUUGUCUCAUCGUUUUACUUUAGACUUUAGGUAUAACACCCUUGAGUUUAACUUGUAGUU